AUGGCGUCUUUAAAACGACGCCUAUACGAGGUGCUCAGCCUCACCGUCAACGCCUCGCCGGAAGAAAUUCGCUCCGCUUACAAGAAACUAGCCCUCCAACGUCACCCAGGCAAACUCCUCCAAUCCGGCUUAACUCAUGACCAAGCCACCGCUGAGUUCCAAGAACUCAACGACGCCUACGGUGUUCUCUCUGACCAGAAACAGCGCGCCUGGUAUGAUUCUCACCGCCCCCGCCUUUCUGCCUUUUUCGGAUAUUCGGAUUCUGGUAACCGAUUUUACAAAGACUCUUAUUUUGUUGACAAGAUUCCCGUGCUUUUCUUCAAUUUCUCUAGUAGCCCCGCGUUUCUGGCCUUUUCUGGAUAUUCGGAUUCUGGUAACCGAUUUUACAAAGGCUCUUAUUUUGUUGACAAGAUUCAGAAGUAUGAACUCGAUUUCGUUCAGUACUGUGGUGGACUUCCUUUGGAGAGGGAGGAGUUGAAACGAGCGUAUAAUGACAGGAUGAGAAAAUUGGCGAAGUUAGUGAGAAAGAAAGAUAAAAGAGUGAUUGACUGGCUGCGGAUGGUAAAUGAGCAUAGGAAGAAGAUUGAGUUUUGGAGAUCGAGAAGUAUUUCUGUGAGAUAUGUGGAGAAAAAUUUCAGAGGGAGAAGCGUGAGCAAUGGGUGA
This is a messenger RNA of Mangifera indica (mango), 663 nucleotides long. Its product is annotated as DNAJ protein JJJ1 homolog. The transcript is spliced from 3 exons. The coding region runs from base 1 to 663 and encodes 220 amino acids. NCBI's taxonomy places the organism in Eukaryota, Viridiplantae, Streptophyta, Magnoliopsida, Sapindales, Anacardiaceae. The record is from RefSeq and is a predicted model, not a curated record.